Saimiri boliviensis boliviensis (Bolivian squirrel monkey) is the source of this 1876-nucleotide messenger RNA. It is a transcript of the gene B4GALT7, whose product is annotated as beta-1,4-galactosyltransferase 7. The record is from RefSeq and is a predicted model, not a curated record. Gene Ontology annotation, cellular component: Golgi apparatus. Gene Ontology annotation, biological process: proteoglycan biosynthetic process; carbohydrate metabolic process. Lineage: Eukaryota; Metazoa; Chordata; Mammalia; Primates; Cebidae. Gene Ontology annotation, molecular function: xylosylprotein 4-beta-galactosyltransferase activity.
GGCGGGAGGCGGAGGCGCCGCGUAGGCCCGGGAGGCCGGGCCGGCAGGGCUGCGAGCCCCGGCCCCAUGCGCCGCCGCCUCCCUGCACGAUGUUCCCCUCGCGGAGGAAAGCGGCGCAGCUGCCCUGGGAGGACGGCAGGUGGGGUAUCACCCCAUAUCCAUCUCUCCAGUCUCUACCCUGUCCCCAGAAAAAGCCCAGAGGGCAAGGGACAAUCUGUAGAGGUUCCAGCCUUCCCAGGCCACUCUCAGGACUGGUCUGUGCUUCUCUCCAGCUGAAACCACCACCACAGGAUAAUGGGGGGUCCCGGCGGCUCUCUGGCGGCCUCCCUCGAAAAUGCUCCAUCUUCCACCUCUUCGUGGCCUGUCUCUUACUGGGCUUCUUCUCCCUACUCUGGCUGCAGCUCAGCUGCUCUGGUGACGUGGCCUGGGCAGCCAGGGGACAAGGGCAGGAGACCUCCAGUCCUCCCCGAGCCUGCCCCCCAGAGCCGCCCCCUGAGCACUGGGAAGAAGACACAUCAUGGGGCCCCCACCGCCUGGCAGUGCUAGUGCCCUUCCGUGAACGCUUCGAGGAGCUCCUGGUCUUUGUGCCCCACAUGCACCGCUUCCUGAGCAGGAAGAAGGUCCAGCACCACAUCUACGUGCUCAACCAGGUGGAUCACUUCAGGUUCAACCGAGCGGCGCUCAUCAACGUGGGCUUCCUGGAGAGCAGCAACAGCACGGACUACAUUGCUAUGCAUGACGUUGACCUGCUCCCUCUCAACGAGGAGCUGGACUAUGGCUUCCCUGAGGCUGGGCCCUUCCACGUGGCCUCCCCGGAGCUCCACCCUCUCUACCACUACAAGACCUACGUUGGCGGCAUCCUGCUGCUCUCCAAGCAACACUACCAACUGUGCAACGGGAUGUCCAACCGCUUCUGGGGCUGGGGCCGCGAGGACGAUGAGUUCUACCGGCGCAUUAAAGGAGCCGGGCUCCAGCUUUUCCGCCCCUCGGGAAUCACAACUGGGUACAAGACAUUUCGCCACCUGCAUGACCCAGCCUGGCGGAAGAGGGACCAGAAGCGCAUCGCGGCUCAAAAACAGGAGCAGUUCAAAGUGGACCGGGAAGGAGGCCUGAACACUGUGAAGUACCGUGUGGCUUCCCGCACUGCCCUGUCAGUGGGCGGGGCCCCCUGCACUGUCCUCAACAUCAUGUUGGACUGUGACAAGGCUGCCACACCCUGGUGCACAUUCAGCUGAGUCAGAUGGACAGUGUGGAAGCCUGUGCCUACAGGCCACGUUGCUCAGGCCCAGGACAAGGCCUCAGGUCCCAGGCCCAGCUCCAAGAGGAUGUUGAGUGGCCGGGAUCAAGACAGCAAGCUAUGCAACUGCAGCCGCCCAGCCGCCGAGGCAGGCUUGAGCUGGACCAGGACACGUGGGGUGCCUGGGACGCUGCUAGCCAUGGACAGUCAUCAGAGAGAGGCUGGGAUGUGUCCUGAGUGGGACUCUCCGCCUUUCUGCUCACCCUACUCUGCCCUCCCUCACGUGCCAAGGCCUGUGGGCAGUGGGGAGGGCUGAACAGGACAACCUCUCAUAAACCCCGCUUUUGUUCCUUCCCACUGGGCCGCCUCGUGCAGAGACACAGCAUAGGAGCCAGCAGCUGGCACAGGUGACAGUUGCGACUGGGAGGGUUAGAACUUCAGAAACCCGAGCACAAGCCCCACAGAGGGGAACAGCCAGCACUGCUCCAGCUGGUUGUCGCCGUGCCGGAAUGUGCGCCUAGUGUCGCCAGAUCCUCUGAUUUUUUGGAAAGAAACUAGAAUGCUGGAUUCUUAGGUGAAAUCUUCUGAGUUUUAAAUGAUAGCACCUAAAUGAAACUUUCAAAAAGUUUGGCAGGCCAG